AUGUCCACAAAUCCUUUCCGCCGUAGUUCGUUGAAAGGUCCUGGCGGCAGCAGUACCCCCCAUAUCCCAUCAGCGGAUCCUCGCGGCACCAGUCCGGGGCCUUUGUCAGUUGAUACCAGAGCACCGAGUACUACACAAAAACAUGUAAACUUCGCUUCACCCCCCGCAAUUCCCAUAUCGCCGGUCUCAUAUCCACCCUCUCCAGAAUCUACCCGACAGGAAUUCCUCACUGCCUUUUCCGGUCCAAAAUCGUCCGAUCCUCUCCCGAUAGACUAUAGCCAGGCACUCGCGAGCGAUCCUUUUGCGGGCGAAGCUUCCGAUGGCGAGGAUGACGGCGCAAUUGGAGAAGCAUUGAAAAAUGCAAAAGCCAAUGCCGUGAUUGCUACUUUGGCAAAACCUUCACCGGAAAAUGCAGUCAAGGAUACCUUGGGCCGAUUUGCUAGCAGUACGAGGAGGCCGUCCAGUCAUCAAUUGGGUGUUGGUGCGAAAGACCAAAGCGGAUCGACGAAGCCGGCCAUGGAUGUGGAUGCUUUCAAGAGAAUGUUGCUUACUGGAGAACGAGGACCCUCUUCCACCUCUUCUCCUCGGGACGGUGUGGUGCAAAAUACCCAGGCAGGCCCAAGUCAAUCUGUAAGUGAGAGCAGUUCUAGCGCGGACACGGCUUCAAUCUCACAGCACUCGAUCUUCGAGACUGCCCCACCUAUGCAAGAAGAAAGCCCUCGGACUUCAGACGAUCUAGGCGCGAACGAAACAGAUGAGCAACGAGCGGGCCUUGGGACCGCUCCAGAAGGCAAGAAGAAGCCUCCUCCACCAAAGAGCCGACGCGGCAAGCCUCUCAAGGAAAUCGGAGUAGAGCAGGGUCCAACGGCGACGUUUGAUAACUUUAUCCACUCGCUCUCACUCCCAGAUAGCAGCAAUGUUGGCUCAGAAACGCCUCCUUUGAGAUCAUCACCAAUCGGUCAACGGUCUCCAGGUGAUAGUUUAGCGGCUUCUACCGCACUUGACUCUCAGAAACGGACACCACCAGCGCCUCCCUUGGCCCGACGGAAGAGUCAACAGGCCCCUAGUAAACCGGUGUUGACGAGGAGCAGCUCAUCUCGAUAUUCCGUGCUCAGCGGAUACGAUGCCCCUCCGAGUCCGUCCACGAAUUCGACAUCCAAGCCGCCUCCGCCGCCUCCGUCACGUCGGUCGAACAGUACUGGCGACCGCGGACCUUCAUUCGACGCGCUUUCUGUCCCUGAAAACACCUGCCUCGCCAGCAAACAGUCCCCUACAGAGUCACCUGGGUCCGACUCUGGACCGGGAUUACCUUCCACAUCGUCCUAUUUGAAACGCAUGAGCCAAGGGCCUCCUCCACCGGUACCGCCGCCUCGCAGGGGGCGAGGAUCGAGCAGGAGUAGUGUUGAGACACAAAGACCGCCCAUGGCAGCGUUGGGUAUGAGUGAGCCGGGAGGGAGCGAUCCAAACGUUGGACGAAGCGGUACAGAUGCGAGAGACAUUCUGGCCGACCUUGCGGCUCUCCAGAAAGAAGUGGAUGCUGCCAGAGCGGGCGCAGGGGGGCUAUGA
Rhinocladiella mackenziei CBS 650.93 is the source of this 1566-nucleotide messenger RNA. RefSeq lists its product as uncharacterized. Lineage: Eukaryota; Fungi; Ascomycota; Eurotiomycetes; Chaetothyriales; Herpotrichiellaceae. The transcript is spliced from 2 exons. The coding region runs from base 1 to 1566 and encodes 521 amino acids. The record is from RefSeq and is a predicted model, not a curated record.